CAAAUCUCCUCUGAGCUGUUUGGCUCCAACUCCUAAGCCUUUCCCAAGGGAAACCUUUUUGACAGGGCCUUUCUCCUGCCCUCAGCAGCACCUCUCCUAAUCCUGCAUCUUUCCCAGUUGUGUUGUUGUUGCUGCUGCUGCUGCGGUCUCCUCCUCCUCCUCUCCUCUCCUCUCCCCUCCCCUGCCGGACUCCUCCCCGCCUCUGCUCCGCCUGCCGCCUCCUCUGGCUUUGUUGAUGUUUCACUUUGUUUUAAUUCCCGGCUCCCAAGAUGGAGGCGGCGCUGGGGCCACGCGAGUUCCUGCGGCUGCUCCCGGGGCUCCUGCUGCUGCUGCCCUCCUGCCUGGCCGCCCCGGAGCCGACAGCCGCUUUCUCCCAGCUCGAUAGCCAGGUAAGGGAGAGGAAGGGUCUCCGGGCAGCCUCAUCUUUAUUCUGGCGGCACCAGGACGGAGAGUACACGGAGGGAGUGGGGAAGAGGGGCGAGCAGAAGUGGACCCCUCGGAGGAGUCCGAUAAAACCAAGAAACAAGAAAUGCAGUGGGUUGGCCCCUAAUCUUCCGUGCUCAGCUUCCUCUUAAUUCGGAGUAAGGAAGCGACAUGCUGCUGUAGAUAGGCGCGGCGGCGUUGUAUUGUUUGUCUUGUCUAAGGUGCCGUGGGAGUGUGCAAGACUGAGUGUGACGUGCAGGAGCUUCGUGUGGACAUCCCGAGAUGGUGCCGUAGUGCCCACCUGUGUGAAAUGCUCAGGCUUGUACACUUUGAAGGUGUGUGUGUGUGGGGGGGGGUGUUUCUUCCUCCCCCACCCCCAGCCCCGUGAAGGAGCGAUUUGUAUAUUAAUAUGUAUGCAGAAUUGCAUAAGAUGUGGCAUCGGGCCUUGUGUGGCUUGGAUGUUGGUAUGAAGUACGUCAGCUGCGUGCUUGCUAUAUAUGCACACAGGCAUAUUCAAGGGACCAAAUGGAUAUGCAGUGAGAAUACAGGAUGUCCAUUGGGCUAGGUAACACCAAGAUUAGAUUUUAUUUGUCUGAUUUGAACUUUGGGAUUGAGUGCUUUCUUUAAUGCAUCUGGUCUGCGUUGAGAGAAGAGCAUGAUAUUCUCAACUGUUUCUGUGCGGAAGUCUUUAAUGAUAAGCUGUCCAACAAAAACAAAUUGCUUUUGAGUGGAAAAUAAAGAGGAAUGUUUAAGUGAUUUGUAGGUGUUACAAAUCCUGUGAUUUGUGGGUGUUACUAGUAGUUUCUUUAAGUUAAUCACAUGUUAUAGCUUGAAGCACAGGAGUGGUUUUGGUACAGUGUCCUUUUCAAGCACUUAAGAUGCUACUGCAUUCAACUUCUGAUAGCUAGCUAAUUGCUAAGAGAGCUAACCCAAAAUCUCCAUCACAAACAUCUGAACAAGCAAUGAUUAGAUUUGGAUUAACUUUAUCCCUGGUUUUCAGUGUGAUGGAGUAGUAUAUGGAAAGAUCCACUUUAUGAAGAACUAGCAAAGUAAAUACCUCAAGUGAGCAUUUAUAAGACACACACUCACUCUACUUUUUUAUAUCGUUUAUGAAUGAACUGAAGUUUCACAUGAAUAUGCUGUACUAGAAAAGUCAAUAACUUUGCUUUUUGAAAGCAUUUUUUAUUUUAGAAAAGGAAGGUGCAAGAGUCUGGGGACUCUUCUUUAAAAGAGUGGUGCAUAUUUACUCUUCCGGUAGUGAUUCUCUUCACUACUACUUGCAAGAAACAGUGGGAAAUGCGAGAAUCGCCCUCUGUGUCUUUGUGGUACGUAAUGCAUAAAGAGCAAAGGAAUAGUUGACACAUCAUAAAACUUUGAUAGAAAGAAUGCACUUAUUUCUUAAUAAUUCCUAAGUAGAUGCUGCUUGCAUAAACAUAAGGGUAAAAAGAUUUUGAUCAGUACAGGUGUUCAUGACUUGCUAAGGGGUUUGGACUGCCAAAAAGAAGUAUUUUUGAGGUUCUUUUGUGAUUUGUUUUCCUCUAUAGCUAUCUCAGUGAUUCCUAGGAACUAUAAAAUCAACAGGAGAAUAUCUAAGAGGAAAGUGGUCAGAAGUUCUGUCCUUCAGGCAAAACACUGCUAGUUUUCAUUCCAUGAAUCUGGAAUGAUCUUCCUUUAGUUGUUUUACUACUUCCCUCUUCCCCAAAAAAUUCUCAUUUUCACCCUUAACAUGUAAUCUUUACAUCUUAUAUUUUAAAGCCUCCAGAAAGGCUUAUUGCACCACUAGAACCUGCUGGUAGAAGUUUACCUUCAGAAUACAAUUCUUUUAGAAAUAUAUCUUCUUGAAAAAUUGUUAGAGGAAAGGACUAAGAAAGAAAGAUAUUGAAAGGCAAAAUAAUAAAAUGUCUGUUCAGUCAUUUGCUUAUGGUGCAAUCCUCCUACAUGACCACUAUUGCACAAUUUCUUGCAAUUUUUCUAAACUACGUAGAAUAUGCUCCACAGUUGACUCCUCCCCCUUUGUUCUGUUGAAAUUAGUCAUUCUUUGCAUUCGUCACAAAGGGAACAUUGUGAACUCUGGCCUCUUCAUCAUAAUUUUGCAGAAUAGAGAGUUUUGAACUGAAGGGUCAUUAAAUGCACCCAAGAAAUACUCUACCCAGUCAUGCAGUGUGUGUAUUUGGCAGGGCAAGAAAUGCUGGGACAUCCAAGAGACGUGUAGUGUGUGUGAAAAUAAUACAAUGUGAAAAGUACUGUUUUUUAUUGAUUUAUACUUUUUAUUAUUUAAAGUUUUAUCACAACAUUCACAAUAUGUGCCAGCAUAAAAGGAGGGGAGGGGGGAAAGUGCUGGGCGGGGUGACAGUUAAAGGAAAUAUAAACCAGGUUAUACAUACAAAGCCAGCAUACCAUAUGUGAAGCACAUAUGCAGGCUAGUAUACAUUUGGUAAAAUUCAGUCCUAAGAUGUACAUUGAAACUGCUGUACCUCAGUGAAUUAUUGUGAGGAUAAAAUGAGCUUGGUGGUAGGGCUGGGUGAUAUCUGGUUUUCAACAUCAUGAUAUACCAAUAUAUCACAAUGUCUGAAAUAAGGAUGGACCUAGGUAGAGGCAUUGGCUGGCUUCACGGUUUCCCCCACAUUGUGAUUUUUGCAUAGGGCACGCAUGCACACACACACACACACACACACACACACCAUGAUUCGUGAUAUAUUGCCAGGUCAAAAAUUAAGAAACCAGCAUCACGGUAUGGACUCCGCCCAGCUCUUCUUGGUGGUUGGGAAAUCAUGCACAUUCUCCUAAGCAUCUUGGAGGAAAGAUAGGACAUAAAUGCAAAAAAACCCAAAUAAACAAUAAAUAAAUGAAGGAGUUCCAGAGAGCUUAUGCAAACUUAGGUUUGCUAGCUGCAAACGACCCCAAGAGCAUUUUAUUUUGUUUGUUUUCCUGAAAAUAUAAAUGCCAGCAGUAAUUUGGAUUCCAUCUCUGGUGCUAAUUUAAUUGUAAGGCAGAGAGCAGAAGUAAAGUAUUGGUUAAACUUUUGAUAAGUUAGACAUUUGUCACAGUGUGGCACGUGCUCUCUAUUCAUGGCACUCUCAUGCACUGUGUUCUCAUAUAUAUAGCUUAUAAGCAGUUGAUUGCCUUAAUUUUUUUAAUUAAAAUAUAAAGCAGGUGUGGGGAACCUUUGGCUUGUUAGCCCCAGCAAUCACGGCCAAUGGCUAGGGAUGGUGAGAGAUGUAGCACUGCAACAUCUGGAGAGCCAAAAGUUCCUCACACAUGAUCUAAAGGAUAAUGUGAACAUACAACAAAUAAGGAUAUAGUUAAUAUACCAUCAUUUUGACAGUUGUUUUAAUAUAGGAAAACCUGGAUAUGGAAUACAACUGGUGUAAUACCUAUUCCGGCGCUGUGGGUUAAACCACAGAGCCUAGGACUUGCCAAUCAGAAGGUCGGUGGUUCAAAUCCCCAUGGUGGGGUGCGCUCCCAUUGCUCGGUCCCUGCUCCUGCCCACCUAGCAGUUCGAAAGCAUGAAGUGCAAGUAGAUAAACAGGUACCGCUCCGGCGGGAAGGUAAACAGCAUUUCCGUGCGCUGCUCUGGUUCGCCAGAAGCGGCUUAGUCAUGCUGGCCACAUGAUCUGGAAGCUGUACACCGGCUCCCUCAGCCACUAAAGCGAGAUGAGUGCCGCAACCCCAGAGUCGGUCACGACUGGACCUAAUGGUCAGGGGUCCCUUAAAAAAAACAAAAAACCUAUUCCAGCAACUCAGAUGAGAACCUGUUGUGCAUUGUAGAAUGCAAUGUUUAUUAUUACUCAAUAUCUGGGGCAUAGAUCAGGAUAAACUGCAGAAAGUGGAAGUAACUUGGCGCCUGUUCAUCAGAUUAUAUUUUUUUUUACCAACCACACCAUGAUCAACUGACUGCUAGAUCUCACAGCUUUUGAAAACUUGGUUGUAUUCAGUUCUUCGUAAUCUAAAGGUCUGUUAUAUAGUUUUUAUAAAAUUAUACUCUACUUUUUGAAUAUACAGGAAACACAGAUAGAUUAAAACUGGUAUUGGAAAGGGUUUUGGAACUCGAAAUAGAAACAGCUACCUAGUUGAUGCCAUAUUGAGGAAUCUGUAACAUGUUUCUUUCUUUGAAACCUCUUCCUCCUCUUACACUUGCAGGAAAGCAUCAAGAUUAAAGUUACAAUGCUGGAAAACAACAGGGAUGGGCAGGUAUGUCAGACUUCCUGUACUUGCUUUAGCUAGCCUUUUAUCUUGUGAUUGUGAUCAGUCAGUGGAAAUCAAGCAUGUAUUUAGGGUCUAACUAAUCUGUGAUAGAUACAGAGUAGCAGGUACCGUUGAUGGUAGCAAGUGAUGGCACCAUGUGACUUCUUGUUUUGCUCCCCUAAAAGAUUAUAGUGAUCAGUGGGAAUUGCUUAUGCCUACUGCAUGGCUGGUGUAGCUUUGCAAAGCAUUUUGGGGUGUCUCCAGGGAAUAAUGGAGGUGAGAGGAUGCAGAAUCCUGUGGAUCCUCAGCCUCGCCCACUCCAUUUUGACCCCUACCACCAGCAAAACAUCUACACCUUCAGAGCUUUCCAAACAUGUACUGGGGGACCUCUGGUGCCAACUGCAUCCCAUAACCAGUUGAAUGUCAGUUCCAUGAUUGCAGCCUUAACUUCUUAAGGUCUGAAUUCUGGUAAUUGCUAAAAUGAUUAUUUAGAUUAAAUAAACUUAACAAUUGUGCUUGACCUUGUAUUACAAAAUGUGGACAUUUAACAUAUUCGAUUCUGUUAUUUUCUUUAGGUCAUCCUUAAUAUUACCUAUGUAAAUGGUCAGGUGUAUGUAAAUGACUUUCCGCUGAAGAGUGGAGUUGCUCGGAUUAAAUGUCAGACUUUAAUAUGUAAGUAUUGUUUAAUUCCUUACCUGUGCUGUGUGCUUCCUUGCAGUUCACCACUCAUGAAUAAUGGUAUAAUAAAUAAGUAACACUAUAAUAUAUACACAUCUGUACUGUUAAAAAUAAAUCUCCACUGUUAAGGUAUAUUUAAAAUAGAUAAAAUACGAAAUGGAGUGCCCUCUCUAUUUCUCAUCCACAGUGCUCACAUAUUCUGCCCAUAAAAAAUAACGAGUUCAAACCUUCCCUUUCUGGAACAGUUAGCGAAGUUCCUGUUCAGUUAAUUUAUUUGUUAAAGGCAAAGAAUUUGUGCCGUAGACUAGGCAGUAUAAAUGCAAGGAUGUGACUCCACCCUGAUAAGUUCUUUCUGUCUCCUUUCUUAAACUGGCAUCUAUCCAGAUACAGUUGUGUAAAAGAAAGAAUAAUAAUAGAAUCAUACCAUAAAGCACCAAUGCUGCAGCAAGCAAAGGCUUUAGCAGCUCAGCCAGCUGCUUGUGGCUGGAAAGCCAGGCAGGAUGUUUGUGACUGUUGCCAUGGGAACAAAGGGGCAGUCCAUUCUGUACUGAGCACCGGAUGUUAGCUCAGUGUGUGUGUGUCAUAUGACCCGUACUGGAUGUACUUGGGAGGAGUUUCUUCUUGCUGUUGUUGAGUGCAGACAUGAUUCUCUGUACUGAUGUAAGAGGCAGAAAUAAAUGAUGUAAAUAGUUUUCUGUCUGCUUCUUUCCCCUCCUGGGGACACCAAAGGGGAGAGAGGAAGAACGGUGUGUUCCUCUCAUACAUCUGAGAAGAAUCGCCGGACCUCGCCUGCUUAUCAGCAGAGUGGAGACGCGGGGAGGUCGACAGGAAUAUCUGCCGGUGCCUACGCUGUGGCACAUUCCUCUGACCCAGGCAGAAUUCCAAAAGUGGUAGCAGAGGAUGGUUCGAAACCAUCGAACAUCUGUAUGAGAGGCUGGUGGAUUGUCCUCCUCUGCUCCUAAGGAGGAAUAGAAGCGUCUGAAAGAAGCCAGAGGCUCCACAGACAGCUGGUGGAAAGAAGAGGUGUUUUCCAGAGCAACAAAGCUCAAGGUAUGCUGCAUUUCGGGCUAAAAGUGUGAACGCAGGAAGAUUAAUUCCCUGGUUCACGGAGCUGCGUUUCAAAGAAAACAAAAGCUCCGGGAGAAGAGGCCUGCAGCUUGAAGGCUGAAGCCUGCAUUCCACAAAUUUUUGUGGUAGAUAAGAUGUCUUAUUGAAAUGCAUUGUUGCUAGGUAACGGUCCUGGAAAGUUACUGGCAAAGGGGCUGGACUCUGAGUGUGAGCCUGGGAAAGCGAAACAAAAUCAGAGAAUGUUUUGGCUACAAGUUUAUGAGCUCUUGGAAGGGACUUUUCAAUAGCAGCCUGAGUUUAGCUGCCAGGUGCAAAAAGAGAGUAAACAAUUUGCAGUUUGCUGCGUGAGAAAAAAAAAAAACGACUGUUGGAUUUUACAGUUUGUUUGAGAGUGUGGGCUGGAAAGCUGAAGAGGCUUGGCUUCAAGAUGGAUGCCAAGAAAGGGGGAGGUUUGCCUUGCCCACCUCCCUUAACCAAUGACAAUUAUUCAUCUUGGUCUGUAAAGAUGAAGGCCCUGCUGCAGAAUCAGAGGCUUUUUGAUGUAAUUGAAAACCCCAUCCCUGCAGCACCAACCAGAGGUUGGGAGUCACAGAAUGUAAGGGCCAGGACUGCUAUAAUUCUGUGUGUCUCAGAUGAUCAGUUGGUGCAUGUUCAGCAUUUAGAAAAUGCGAAAGAGGUAUGGGACACGCUGCGUACAACGCAUCAGAGAGAUGCUGGUUCUUCAGCGUUGCUGUAUUUUGAGAAAUUGACCAAUCUGAGACUUGCGCCUGAUGGAGAUGUUCAAGCGCACCUGACAGAAAUGAAGUUUCUGCGUCAACAGAUGGUGGAACGCAAUUUCCGUCUUCAGGAGGAAGUGUUUUGCUUCAUGAUGAUAAACAGCCUUAGCCGCACCUACAAGGUUGUUGCCAGUCAGCUUGGUUCCCUACCGGCCGCGCAGCUGACCGCGGAGAGAGUUUGUGCUGUGGUCCUGAAUGAACACGACAGACUUGCUGCACUGGAAGAAAAAGACAGGGGGAGGGAAGAACAGAGUUCUAAUUCCCCACUGCUGAUGCUACUGGAGAGCAUGGUGUAGCAUUGAGUGCUGUCCGAUGCUACAAUUGUGGACAGACUGGGCAUCUACAGCGAAACUGUAAGAAGCCGCGCCAGUCAAGAGGAGCAAAGAGCAGCUCUACGAAGCCUCAGGCGUCAGGCAAAAGCCGUUCCAAGUGCCAGGUGAAACCUGCAAAGGCUAUGAUGGCGAAAGGAACCACGCCAGAUGUUGGGAACUCGUUCAUAAUUGACACGGGCGCAACGGUUCAUAUGUGCCCGCACAGAGGACUAUUUUCGACGUUGAAGAAGCAAAGCUUCACUGUGAAACAGGCCAACGGUCAGGAGUUGGAAGCGACUGGAAUUGGGACUGUGUAUCUUGAGAGUCUGAACUUGACUAUAAAUGAUGUUUACCUGGUUCCAGAACUGAGAUUUAAUCUGCUGAGCGUGUCGCAGAUUGCAAAGAAAGGACUGAAACUGUCCUAUGAUGCUAAAAGCUGCAAGAUCUACAAAGAUGGAGAACUGUUUCUUACUGCCAAAGAGAAAGAUGGACUGUAUUUGUUGACUUUUGAUCAAAGUGAUUACAUGAAAUGUAAUUCUGCUGUUUCUAACGAAAUCUCUCUUGCAGGAGUGACCAGUGUGAGCACCAGGAAGGUGACUAAGACCAAGAAGGUCGACAGAGCAUUUCAGCGGGUGUAUGCUGAUGUGAUUGGUCCUCUAGAACCAUCUAGAGGCGGUGCAAAAUUUUACCUUGUGUGUGUGGAUUGUUUCACUAAUUAUUCUUGGGUUUAUAUGAUGGAGAAACCGCAAGAAACUUUAGAAAAGUUUCAGGAGUUUUGUGACAAGGUUAAAAAUAUGCAUGAUGCUAACAUUGAUUGUCUUUUCACAGAUGAGAAGCAAAUUUUUCUGUUGCAGAAGUUUCAGAAGUUCCUGGAUGGAAAAGGGAUAGACCACAAAGUUGCAGUCUCGCAAGAAGCGUGGAACAGGGGGGUCUGUGUGAGAGUGAACAAAGAAUUGCAAAAGGGGAUGAAUGCGCAAUUGCUGAGUUCACAUUUGCCACAUGAAUAUUGGGCCGAAUCGCUAGCGUCCUAUCUUCAUGUGUGGCUGAGAAAGAUCUCAACAGAGUUGGGAUGUUCUCCUUUUGAGAAGCUGUUCAAUAGAAAACCUUCUGUUGCCUAUUUUAAGGUUUUCGGGUCUCAUGUGAGAACAGAAGCUCCAGGUGGAGUAAAGAAUGCCAGAGGCAUUUUCGUAGGUUAUGAAAAAGGUCUCUACAGAGUAAUUUUGUCUGAAUCUGGUCAGGUGAUUCUCACAAAGUUCCUAGAGAGUGCUCCAAAGCAAGAGCGGAUAGUACAGACAUUUCCCACAGGAGAGGAUCUGAUGAUAAUGAUGAUGAUGAGUUUGAUCUUAUUGAGUUCAGUAGUACUGAUGAUGACAGCGAUAGCUCAGACAGCUCAGUUGUCACAGUCAUUGAGAGAAAAUCUCACACAAUGGAUAGACCUUCACAGGUGAAGGAAGAACCACUGAUUGCUACUGGUUCUCAACAGAGUCCAAAGGUUGAACCAGUGAGCACAGAGGAUCAGAACCUCAUACGCAGGUCUGAGAGAGCAACGAAGGGUGUACCACCCAAGAGGUAUUCAAAGGAGUUUGCUAACCUUGCAUAUGUUGCUAUUGUAAACGACCAAGGACAGCUUGAAGCUGUGUCUGAGUCAGAGACAAAGGCACAACAGAGAGUUGUUAACCAAGGUAAUGCGAAGUCACACAACCAGAGAGGUACAUUGGUUAAACCAGUGGCGGGUAGUUCCAAGAGUGGAACUGAAACAACAGGGGAAUGUUAUAAAUAUAACAACUGUUUGUUUUCUUCUCUGGAUGACGCUUUGCUCGCAGCACACAUUGAUACUUUAGGGGGAGUAUGUUACCAUAAAGCACCAAUGCUGCAGCAAGCAAAGGCUCUAGCAGCUCAGCCAGCUGCUUGUGGCUGGAAAGCCAGGCAGGAUGUUUGUGACUGUUGCCAUGGGAACAAAGGGGCAGUCCAUUCUGUACUGAGCACCGGAUGUUAGCUCAGUGUGUGUGUGUCAUAUGACCCGUACUGGAUGUACUUGGGAGGAGUUUCUUCUUGCUGUUGUUGAGUGCAGACAUGAUUCUCUGUACUGAUGUAAGAGGCAGAAAUAAAUGAUGUAAAUAGUUUUCUGUCUGCUUCUUUCCCUCCCUGGGGACACCAAAGGGGAGAGAGGAAGAACGGUGUGUUCCUCUCAUACAUCUGAGAAGAAUCGCCGGACCUCGCCUGCUUAUCAGCAGAGUGGAGACGCGGGGAGGUCGACAGGAAUAUCUGCCGGUGCCUACGCUGUGGCACAUUCCUCUGACCCAGGCAGAAUUCCAACAGUUGGGAGAGUCUUUCAGAUAAUCUUUGCAAAACACUUUCUUCUCCUGUAGACUUUCUUAGUUUAAGUUCAAUCUCUGCUAGAACUAGAGAUUUGAUUGAAAAGAUUUCCUAGUAAUUUUUAUAAUGUAGUUAUUGAAAAUGGAAAUACUGUCCCCCCCCAAUCUGCUUUGUCCUGGACAGAAACAUCCUGAUUUGGGUAUACAGGCAACAUUUUACAUAAUGAAUGAAGCUAAAGCAAUUACUUUCCAUGGAAGAACAUUUUAUGCACAGAGUAGUCUCUUGAUGCACUGGUUAUGGGUGGUCUCAAGGUUAAGUUCUGAGAUCAUCUACCCUUUAUGAUCAGCUCUUGCACUAAGGGCAUGCUAAUGUGUUUUAAGCAUUGGCUUUUGAAAGCCUAAAACAUUAUGCAUUAAUAACUAAACAUGGUUUCCUUUAAGGAGACCAGGCAGUGGCUCAUCAUGGUUUGGAUGCAGCAAAAGUGCUCCUAUGCUUUAAAAAAUUAGUAUAGAUCUUCUAAAGGAAGUAGGUUCUCUUGAACUGAGCAGGGCAUAUGUCUCAAUAAACAUAUUUAGAAAUGAGCUCUCACUGUUCUUUACUCAGAUGCAAUCAACUCUCAAACCAUCACAAUACAAAUUUGUAUUGAUUUAAUAUAAAAUAUAAUUGCUGUUGGUUCUAUAAGCCUUACCUUUGAGUUUCUGUUAAAUUUCCAAGAUAAGAAUAUAAAAUUCUGGGGUUGUAUAAUAAGAGUGCAUGUUAUUACUUCCCACAAUGCAUUCAAACAUCCACUUUGCCUUACUGGAGGGAUGGAGGGAGGUCAGGGUAGGAGGGGGUCUCAACUGACACUAAAUACCCCAAUCCUUGCAGAAGAAAAUAGUGGUACUUGGAACAAGCCCUUAUUUUUUUUGUCUGAAACUCCAAAGACUGAUUUGACUUGUGUGUUGUGGAUAGAAGCUGCCUACAUAUUACCAACAGGGUUGGACGCAUGCAUGUGCAAAGCCAGCAAGACAGCCGCUCCUUCCCUAACAUAAAUGUCCAUAGGAGCAAGGAUAUCGUACUUGCCCCUGGGGCAGGGAGUUUGGAUGUAAGUGUCCUAUCAUUUGCUUUCCUUCAUUUUUGUGCCAAAAAGUCGUGGGGAGAUUGGUCUUGGUAGACAUGGUACACACGGGUGGUGCUGUGGUCUAAACCACUGAGACUCUUGGGCUUGCCGAUCGGAAGGUCAGUAGUUCGAAUCCCCAUGAGGGGGUGAGCUCCUGUUGCUCUGCCCCAGCUCCUGCCAACCUAGCAGUUCGAAAGCACGCCAGUGCAAGUAGAUAAAUAGGUACCGCUGUGGCGGGAAGGUAAACGGCGUUUCCGUGCGCUCUGGUUUCCAUCACAGUGUCCUGUUGCACCAGAAGCGGUUUAGUCAUGCUGGCCACAUGACCAGGAAAGCUGUCCAUGGACAAAUGCCAGUUCCCUGGCAUGAAAGCGAGAUGAGCGCCGCAACCCUAUAGUCGCCUUGGACUGGACUUAACCGUCCAGGGGUACUUUACCUUUUUACCUUUACCUAGACAUGUGCUGUGUGCACUUAUCUGAACACUAUUCCUGCUCCCCUUUCUCUGCCACCAAUUUUCCCAAGCUCCAGCUUUAAUCGGAAUGCAGUGCUGAACUCAGUUCUUGGGAACCCUAUGGAAUGAAGGAGGCUGCUUGUGUUUCCACUUGUUCUUUGGGAAAACCAAUACACAGAUGAUUAAAAAGUAUUCUUGUUUGCAUUCAGGGAAACCUUUGUACUCUCUUGGCCCAUGAUCACUUCUUUUGAAAGCUGCCUUGAAUCCAGCAAGCAGUUCUGUUCCCGUGCAGUGAGGAGCCAAAUCUAAUCUGCAAUGCACCGAUCACCCAUUUAUGUGUACCUUGUUUUUAGAGAUCAUAUCUCUCUAUAUAACCACUAUAUGACACACAGUUCUUCAUUGAUAGUGGAGAGUAGUAACUCUGAAACACUACAGGAAGAGGAGCGAUUAGGAAUUGUCAGCGUUCGCAUUAUGGUCCACGAAUGGCCGAUGGCAUCCAGAUCCAACUUGCGAUUGAUUGUCGUUCAAGAGGAAGUGACAGAAAUUGAUGGCAAGCGGGUAGGUCAUACCACUUUAAAUUAUUGUAUUUGUUGGCCAGUUUUUAAAUUCAUUGGAGCACUUGGUUCCACUGUGAAUGGGUAGUUUAGUUGUAUGAUAUGCCCUGGGCCACCAUAUCAUAACGGUGUCCGAUGUUUGUGCUAUUAUAUGUCCUCUUUGGGCAGUGGACCCCAAGUACAUUAUUUAUUUACUUUAAGUAUAUUCUGCUCCGUAUUUAAACAAAAACAUCUAAGCUGUUUACUAAAGGAAUCCAUCUAAAAAAAUGCAAUACAAAUUCCACAUUUAAAACUAAACAGCAGCAGCAACAACAACAACCACCCCACAUAAGCAACAAUAAAUAUCUCUUAAAAUAUACAUAAGUAAAAGAACUAAAAACCACAAAACAAAUAGGAUUUAAAAAGAAACCAUAACACCACAACAAUAUAUACUGUAUAUUAUCACCAAACAGGGCUUUCCAGGGACAGGGAGAAGACAGGGCUCAUCUGGACUGGGACUCAUUGGAUACAGAGCCAGCCCUGCUGCUGUCACAUAAUGAUAUUGACCUAAUACCUGUUAACAGAAUUUCUAGUACAUCGCUCUUUUCAACUGUAGUCUGAUCUUAUUGUAAAAUCCACUCCUAUACUGCAGAAAUUAAUGAUUCUAAUCAAGAAACUGUCAAAAGAGAAUCUCUCUUACUAAAUGUGUGUGGCAACAAGAAGAAACAGGGCUUUCGAAGAAAAAUGGUUCUGAGUUCUAAAGAAGUGACAAAACUCUUCCUCUCAAAUAGUUCUGGUAGCCUGGUGAUUUGCUUAAAAUGUAUGGUGUUUUUAAAUUUUCAGCAUGAGAUAACUUGCCACACCCAGUUGAGUAUUGUGUACAACUGUGUACAGUACAGUACUGUUGACAGUAAUUCUGUGUUGUAUUGUGUUUAGUGCUCUAAUUGUUUUAUGCCAUAUGCUCAGAAAUGUGAAAUGAACUAAGUGUGAAGUGAACUACUAGGAAUUUGUUUGCUUCAACUCCAAUGCUCAAAUCUAAAUUUCAACAGAAGUGUCAGUGUGAAUAUGUAAUUCUUGAUCAGCAUUGCAGCUUGGGCACCUGAAAGCCUGGCAGAGGGCUGAACAAUAAAACUUACAUCAACAAACGGCAUCCUGCUACAUUCCUCUUCAUUGACAUGUCUCUAAAUUGUUAGGGUUUAGCACUUUACAGUCAGAUUGGAUCCCCCCCCCCUUCACAACUCAUCAUGUCAGUGUUGGCAUCAGGUAGUAUGUUCUGAAUUACUAGUGACAAAAGGACAGGAAAAUCAACAAACCAGUUCUGUAAUUAAUAUAUGACAGUGCUCUAAUUUUGGUGCCAAGACUUAUUCAGUGAGCACUCAUGGCAUCCCAUCUCCUCCUAAAGAGUUAAUAGAUUGGUGAUUUGUUUAGAAAGUUUUGUUUUCUGAAUUCCAGCGUUAGAGAACUUUCCCCAUCCAGUUGCAUUCUAUGCAUAAUGGGGAAUUGUUGUCCAGUAAGUCUGUGGUGUGUUAUUUUUAGCACUCCCAUUGUUUUAUGCACUACACUCAGUCUGCUGCUUAUUUCUGAGUGUGAUAAAUGCAGCCAUUAGUUUGUUUAAAUGCAUUUUUUCAGCUGAAGAGUAGGGUAAAAAUACUUCAAAAUACAUAUGCCUGAUCUUUCUCUUCCCGUUUAAGGGAGAACCAGUCAGGAUAUUAAGUACAAUUACUGAAGCUGAAAUAACAGCAACAGACACUUUGGAAACAAGUUCUACUGAUUCAGAGUCAUUUACUUCCUAUUAAUCACACUUGGUAGAGUUUACACAUCAUUUAUUAAAGAUUUCUCAUUACCAUACUAUUCCAGGCAAUGUGAUUCACAAGAUGCCUGUCUCAUUUUUAUCCCCAUGAACUUUUGUAAAUUGCACCACACUGUUGCAAGCAACAAGUGGCAUGAAGACUCCACAGCAGAAUGACAAAUUCUGUUCUGCAUUGAGUUCAGAAUGUGGCAUAUUAGAACAAAAAUCCUACACUUUUAUAGUGACAACUUGGGGGUGGGGGUGGGGAAACACCUUGAGGCCUUGGUAAAAAGCCCCUGUGAAAAUCAGCCCGACACUUGGUGGCAACUGAAAGGGCAACUUCAUUGUUAUGAGUGAUCAGAAAAGGGAACUUUGUGGGGCUGUAUGUUAACAUAACCAUAGAAAAGCUCAGGACGUUACUGGUUCAAAUCCACACAGAGGCAGAAACAUUUUAGGGAGAUGGGUGCAGUCCAGGUUGGCCGGAGAAACACUGGUGUCAUCGGCUCUGAAGAGCUGCUUCCAGUCAGUGUCGACCAAGCAGUUAACAUGCUACUCUAUGGACUAUAACUUCCAACUUUCCUGACCAUUGGCCAUGCUGGAGCCCAACAACAUCUGACGCAUAGCUGUCAACGUUUCCCUUUUUUAAAGGGAAAUUCCCUUAUUCCAAAUAGGAUUCCUUGCAAGAAAAGGGAAAAGUUGACAGCUAUGAUCUGACGGGCACCAUGAUAGCUGUAAACAAUACUGAUCUGGAUGGACAAAUAAUCUGACUCUGUAUAAGGCAACUUAUACGAUAUAUUUUUCCAGUUUCACAGAACUGAAAAUAAAACGGUGCCAUUAUUUAAGUCUGGGGGAUCUUCCUUCCUUAUCUGAGUGCAGUCGUGGUGGUAGAGGGUCCUGUGUUUGGAUUGGAAUGAAGGGGCAGCUUCCUUCCAUCCCAAGAUUUUGGAACUCAGGAGGCAGAACUUUCCAGGAAUUGAUGUGUUCAUGGUCAGUCAUGUCCAAGUAUGGGAGCAUCGUUUGGAAGGGAGGGGGAAGGAGCAAGCCAUUCAUUCAUUCCCUCCCAUCCAGUCAAACAGAGGCAGCUCCUUUCUUCAUCAUUUAGGCCACAGCUAACAGAUGCUGUUCUGUGGAUAGUUCUAAUAGCCAGAUGCACGAAAUACUAGCAUUGAGAUCAUCAGAUGAAACUGACAGCUCAAACAGGAAUUAAUAUUUGGCACAGAAUUAUUCGCAAUUCUCUUCUUCAAUUACUUUAAAACAAAACAGCAUUCCCAUACCACAUGACACUGCUGCUUUUUCAUACUUCCCCACAUUGGCCCUCAUUCUAGAGAGAAGAUGUUCAGCAUGUUUAUGUUGUAGUGGGUAGGCCCCAUUUUCUGGUAAUGUUUUAAUGAAAGAUUAGGAGCAUGGGUUUGUUGGCUAUUUGCAGAUUCAUUGCGCUGCAGAAAGCUUGCUGGGAAGACCACACAUUGGAAGGAACACAAAAUAACUUUAACUAGGUUUUAAUAACAAAAACAAAAACUCCUUUUACAUUAAAUAUAUCAAUAAGCAUAACCCAACCACCAGGGUACUGAGAGAGCUAGGUGCUGCUCUUUAUAUACUAUACCCAAUUGCUGACACAGCUUAAUCACCACAACUUAACAGCACUUGCUAUACUGCUUCACAGCUGUAAAACUAGGUCACGUUAUUUGCUCUGGCCCUUAAAGAAAUACACAUAUUGUGGAACAAUAAUGAACCUUCAAAUUUCAAGAGACAAUUCAACAGGGUUGCUCUUUAGAAGAGAGUCGAUAUCACAUUCUGCCCUUCACCUUAAUAUCUCUUUAGUGAGACUACAAAAAGGGCUACAGUGAGUGGAAUCUUUAUUUAACGAGGAAGAAUCAUGGUUCACUGGUAGAGCAUUGCUUGAAAAGGUAUGAGGUUCAGUCCCCAGCAUCUCCAGUUUGGGCUGGGAAUGGCUCCUGCCUGGUCAGUGUUGACAGUACUGCGCUAGAUGGACCAUUGGUCUGGCUCAGUAUAAGGCAGCUUCCUAUGUUCCUAAAUCAAACAGACUUUUCAUCUUGGCAUUCUGUUUAUCUUUUAUACAUCUGCCUUUUUAUUUUCACCAUUUCAAAAAAGCACCUACCGCUCCGGUUUCAAGAGGAUUACUCAUAAAUAGUUAUACUUCUCUUUUGCAGGUUCAGCAAGAUGAAGUGACUGAAAUAGACAUCUUGGUAAAGGACUUAAGAGUCCUUAGGCACUCAAAUUACACUGUUCCUUUGAAGGAAAGCAUGCUGUAUUCCAUCCCCAGAGACAAUGAUAUCUUGUUCACACUUCCAAACAUUGCAGGAAAAGGUAUGCAGUGAUGUUGAUCUCUGACAAACCGGUUUGGCUUCUUCAUUACAGAAAGUGUUGCCAUAAUUUUUGUCUUUUCAUUUAAGCUUUCCUGUAUUACUUUUCAGUAUCCAUACACCGAAAGGGAGAACAUCCAAUCUAUUUUAAGUUGAUUGAUUUUAAAAUGUCUAUAGGCUCCUUUUCCAAUGUUCUAAGUGGUGUGCAUCAUUUAAGAACAACUUGGUAAGAUGAAAGCAGCAAAUAAUGAUAAAACAAUCCCCAGACUAGUGAAUCAGCCAAAUGCCAGCUAAGAAGUCUUUCAAGUCUUAUGGGAAAUGGCCAAAAAUUGACUCCUCAAUUUUAAAGGCAGGUCAAAUUUGUUUGUUUGUCAUUCUUUUUAGUAUGUUGUAUUGUGAAACAAAAUGCACAAGUAUAUUUGGAUAUUCUCAAAAUGUAGCCUUACUUUGUUAUUUUGCUUGCUUGCUUUCCCCUGGAAUUAUCUAUGGAGGUGGGGAGGCAUCUACUUGUUAAUCUAACCUCUUUCUUUUCUUUUUAAAAAAUAGAUAUUGAAAGCCCACUACAAACAACCAGUCACUACCUUCUAAGACAAGUAGAAACUACAGUGGACGAAGAGACAAUGCCUGGCAAGUUGCCAGAGACUCCUCUCAGAACAGAGCCUCCAUCCUCUUAUAAGGUCUUUUCUGUUACUGUUACACCACUAUUGUAGGGUGGGGCAUUCUCGUGAGACAUUCCAGGAGCCUAAAUUAUGUAGGGGACAAGACAGCAGGGCAGAGUACUGCUGGGACAGAGGAAACUGCUCCCUACCCUUUCCAAAAAAUAUCAUAGAGUUAUUCUGAUUGCAGAAGGGACUUCAACCCAAAACCCCAAUGGUAGGGAAGGCCAAGAGCUGGGCGUACAUGCAUGUUUCAGAGAUGAGAAUUCACAAUGCCCGAGGCCAAGCUUGUGUGUUCUCAGCUCCUUUCCUCCUGGGAUAUGAGAGCACAGGUGUCUUUUUUUACACAUUCAGCUGAACUUCUACUGGUUGGGAGCAUGGCCUGUGGGCAUGGUCUUCCUCCUGCUCUACAAGAUGAUUGAACAUAUCUGAUGUUCAUCAAGGAGCUGAAUGUUUCUUGCCCUGUAACUGAACACAAAAUAGAAAAGUUAAUUUAAACAUGAAAAAGAAAACAUGAAACCAAACUAAUAACCAAAUGUAUUAUAGUCAAAAUCGUGCGCAAAAAAAGACAUAUAUACCUUGAGCUAAAAUGUAUUGGUAUUUGUAUGCUAAUUCUAGAAGUUUCAGAUCCAAGAUAAGCAAAUUAAAAGUUCCUGGAAUUAAAGAAAAGCAUAUACUUAAAACAUAGUUUAAAUAUCAGAAGCAUUAUGGUGAUAAUUAUUUCCUACUCCUGGGUAUAAAAAUUCCAGAGGCCCCACUUGGAGUGGUGUUAGUCUGCAUAAAAGAGAACAUUACAUAUAAUAAAUUAAAAAUAAUAAAAGAAGAAAUCCCGUCACAGAAAUACCAGGCCUCCAAAAUAAUAUAUUAUGAACAUGUUAUUAUGCUUCUGACCAAAACUCUGAUGAUGAUUUUCAGACAGACAAGCCGGGUAGGCAGCCAAAGGAGAAACUAUUGUAAUAAUGGACAACUUAAAUUAUCCUCACUUUGGGUAAAUAUCAGGCCAUAACAAAAAGACAAAUUUCUAGAUACAAUAAAUACUUGUGUCUCAAAUUCAGCAUUUCAUAAUCAUUGUAAGCUUGCCCAGAAAGUGCAGUAACGUGGCAUUCAAUUUCAGAAGAGGAAGUGUCUAAAAAUGAGAGGUUAGUUACAAAGGAAGUUAAAAAAAUUCUGCUUACUGCUGCAGUCCCCAGAGCUAUAUUACACACUGUCACCAAUGGUCUCCCAAGUCUCUGGAACAGAUUUUUGAGGGACAUGGCGGGGUUAUAGAGAGAAGUAAAUUGGCACAAAUGACUUCUCCUUCUCUUAUAUAAACAGACCCCACUGCUAGAUCAAAAGCUGUUCCAGUAUCACCCAAUAAUUAUAACAGAGUCAGAUAAAAAUGUACAGGUGCAAACGAGUCCAAGAGAACGGCAGUGUGGUUAAAUAGCAACGUCAAGGAAGCUGUCAAAGGCGAGUUAGUAUCCUUUUUGAACAAAGGGGGGAAACAAAAAAAAAUCGGCCAAAACAAGUGUAAGUUUAUGAGGCAAGUACAGAAGGAAUUUGAGAAGCUUCGGGCAACUGUGGGGGUGGAAGAGGGGAAGGGAAACUUUCCUUCCAUGAUCUUCUUUUUGUUCACUUAUCUUAAGAUCUAAGUAUCUGUGUAGAUACAGCAUAUAUAUCAUGUGCUGAAGGCAUAGAAGAGGAAAAAGCUGCUGCCACCAGGCUUGCAAACUUCACCUCUAAACUGGCCACUUUUGGAUAGAGUGCAGGGCUAGAGCCACCACUCUGAUCAGCCCCCGCUAGUCUUAAUCACUGUUUAUUUAUCAGUAAAUAAAUAGUGGCGGAGAGCUAAAAAGAUCAUUUAAAUUGGAGCAGUUGGGCUUCCGAAGAGGAUCUAUGGUCUGAGAUUUGAAACAGAUAUACCACCUUCUGUGUUUAGUGGGCAUCAGUGAUGGGUAUUUAACUGGCAGUAUUGUUGCAUUUGCAGGUGAUGUGCCAGUGGGUGGAAUACUUGAGAAAAGAGCUCUGCAGGUUCUGGCUGCAGUCCUUUCCAGUGUUCUUUGAUCUAAUGUUGGUCAUUGUUGUUGGAGUUGUUGGAGCAGCUUUAAUCAUCAAAGUCUUAAAAGUGUUUUGCCCCUCAUGUGAACCCAGGUAAGUGCCUUUCUACAUUUCAUUCUGUAGAACCAAACUGUUACUUCAGAAAAAAGGAGCUUAUUUCUGACUAAUGUUUUCUUUCCCUGCUUAAGUUUUUGUGAGCAUAGUCCAGUUCCACAAAUGUAGUUCUCCUGAAAUAUUAUAAUAUAUUGACCCUUUUAAAACCAUUCUUCUAUAUUUCAGGUGCAGCUGUUUUGAACAGUUGCUCUUCCUAAUAGGCACUAUAAACGCAGAAGACAAACUUUUUUUUAACAGUCUUAGCUUACCAUGCUUACAUAUCUGUUGAAGUAAACUUGUUUUUGUUGUACAGUUUUCAGUUCUGAAGCUGAAACAACACUGUUAAACUGGGCAUGACAACUGGUAAGAAAAACCUUGAAUUUCUGAAGUCUAGAUUUCAAUGACUACCUGCUUCUUUUUCAGGGGAGUCCUUCAGGUUGAUCUCAGUGUCGUCCCUGUGGUCGGGAUCAGCUUACUUCCAGAUAUUCCAGAGAAGACAGAUAAUAUAGAGGAAAAGUGUAUUUAAACACAUUCACCUUAAUUGUAUGAAUUUGUUGACACGGUAUUUGACACUUGAUUCUUAAUAUAUUGUGUACCCUUUCCUAUACAGACUAUGAAAUGUCAAUGUUUUAAAAUGUUUUAAGAGGCCCCAAAGACUACGUCUUCACUUCAACCACCUUAAUAAGUUAUUGACAGAAGGGGAAAAAAAUAGCAGUUUCCUUCCAUAAGGACUUCAGCAAGUUCUAACUUCUAUGAAGUAAUUUCCCAUCUCCUCAUAAAAUCAUCCCGACUACACUGGUUGCAUGAACCUGCCACACUAAUCUAAAUAACCUGCUGCCUUGAAACAUCCUGAGAUUUCAGUAAUGAUACGUGAACAUAAUUAAGACUGCAGCCUUAAGCUCCACAGAGCAAUGAAAAUAAUAAGUGAUUAGACCCCAGCAACAUGGAACAGCAUGGACAGGAUUGUACACACCUGUGAGAAAAGGAAAGCUAAUUUAGGCCUGCUGUCCUUAAGCGUGCCUUAUGGGAGAGGUCGAGAGAUAGCUUUCAUCCUGCUCUUACAACAAAUUCAGUAUUGGUGCGGUGCUUUUUGGUGCAUGAAAGGCAAUCUAACAUUACAAGCACUUUAUUCAGUCAUUUUUUUAAAAAGGCCUCUUCCCACUAAAAGUUGUGUUUGUAAAACUGUACUUCUUGAAGUUGCAGUACAGUAUAAAUGCCUCUUACCCAAGAGAAAAUGUCUUCAAGAUCCCGAUUUACUAAGAAUUGUUUUACAUAUGGAUUUGUACGAUCACAGCUUUACAAUAAAUCCUUAUCUGUUGAGAGAAACUGGA
Podarcis lilfordi (Lilford's wall lizard) is the source of this 20067-nucleotide messenger RNA. The record is from the annotation of a GenBank genome assembly. NCBI's taxonomy places the organism in Eukaryota, Metazoa, Chordata, Lepidosauria, Squamata, Lacertidae.